AUGCCUAAUGCUAGAGCCGCACAAAGUGCCUCUACUUUUCCACCGAAGAUAGUAAAUGUGGUUCACCAAGCGCUGAAAGCCCGACUCUUAGGCGCUAGCAUAAUCCAUUCAGGGUUCGAUAGUUUGGAUUCUGUACUGAACCUGCAAUUCAGACUCCAUUACCAUGUUAUUGGCUCGAGAAAGCUUGCAAAGGCCGUUUGCGAUGUGUUGUUGAAGGACAGCAAACGAUUAGAGGAAAACCUAAGUAUGAUGGAGGAAUUGAAUGACUAUCCUGAGAUUGCAAGACUGGUUGAGAGGAUUUUGUUCAAUUGCUUCGGUAUGCUUCUCUUCUACAGGGGCCAAUUCCAGGAAUCGCAGCGCUAUUUGCUGCAUUCUUUGAAAAUCCACAAUGACACCACGUCACAAGAUGCAACGCCAAUGAAACAGUACGACCAAUAUUUGAUCCUGGAAAACCUAUACUAUCGUGGUCUAGUUUCUCAAGACACGAACAUCAUGCAAAAUAUCUUCUACAAGGAACUGCUAACCCACGUAAACACAAUUCCUCAGGAAUCAAAUGGUCUUCUUUUCGAAUACAUCAAUAUGAUUGUCGCAAAGCUCAGGUUCAGUCAAAUUCAGGACUUGGCGGAUAAUUUCAAAACUACCGCCGAUAGCCCCUUCAUUCUUUUCCUCUACGUUAUGAAGGAAUUCCAAACGCCUUCUCAAAAACAUUUUGAUAAUGACGAUCUUUACUUGAAGUUGGGUCAGAAUAUCUUAUCAAGAACGAAAUUCCCCGCCGCAGGCGAGGCAAAUAACGAAAACUUGGAGCAUUUCAACGUUUUUUUACAGUAUUAUUUCAAAUUCACGUACAUAAAAAAUACAAAAGUGAACCCCGGCUGGUAUAGUUUCAUAGUCUCUUCUAUGGAGAAAACUUUCCAAAGUAUAGAGAUUUCGAAAACAGCAAUGAUCCUUUUCCAAAAUCUAAGCAGAAACAACAGCAAUGAUGAAAUACACAAAAAUUCUUUCAAAAGAGAAUCUAUACUAAAUUUUGCUAACUUUGUGAAAUACAACGACAAGUACUACCAGUUGAACGACAAAUCCCAUCGCGACAUCAUUUCUCUCAUAGACGCCUAUGCCUUCAUUUUGCAAGAUUCCUCCAAAGUGGAUUCCAUCGAAAAUCUUUUCGAUUACGAUAACACUGUUUCUACAUUUGCGGCUUCCUUGAAUUCCUUUUAUAAAGAGUAUAAUUUGCCAUUGAUGAGUCAGACGGAAUCCUUAGAUUGGUUAGAAAAUAGCACCAGAUGCGUAUAUCCAGAAAAUAUUUCGGAAAUUCUGGUCAAUGCAUGGUCGACUUUGUACGAGAUUAGAAAGUUCCAACUGGAUUUUCUUAUAUCUAACGAUUUGACUUCAUAUUUAUGUAAUGCAAUGAUGUUGUCAACAAAGGAGAAAGAAAUUGCUACUGACAAAGAGAAUGCACAGGGAGAGGAAGAGGAGACGCUGCGCGAGUUACAGUUCAAGUUUUCUUACACUCUUGCACAACAAAGGCAUAUCGAAGCUGCAAUCAAAACCCUAGAAUCACUAAUCUUAAGCAGAAAUCCAAACUACUACAAAGCCUGGCACUUAUUGGCUCUUUGUAGAUCUGUUCAAGAGGACAAGGAAAUAUCGUACAAAAUUGUUUGCUCCGUUCUAGAAGCCAUGAGCGAGAGUUUUCAAAAUAAUACUUUACUCAUAAACGAUAGAUGGCAAUUCAUUCAUCUGAAAUUAACUCAGGUGGCUAUUAUUGAGGAAAUUUUCGGCACUUUGGAAGCAUUGGAGACGCUUCCGGAAGUCUUUGAGCUAUACACAACAUUGUUCCCAGAUUCACAACCUGAGUUAAACAGCAUGGGUCCUAAGUAUUCUCAAACUAAAGAAUAUCUCCUACAAAUGAUUUGGAUCUUUGCCGCAAAUAUGUACAUGAGAACAAAAGACAAUGAUUCGGACGCAAAAGCUGCCAUCAAAGAAGCCAUACAUGUUGAAAGUAAAUUCAAGAAUCUAAAUUGUAAUAUUGCCAAUGGUUAUUUAUCAAUAAUAAAAAAUGAACCAAAUGUUGCCCUAAAGGAAUUUGAGACUGUGCUAUACUACGAUGAAAAUAAUUUGGAUGCCUUGAUUGGAUUUGCUGCAUUGAUAUUUCCCGAAGAACUCGAUAAAGAGGAAAGAAAUCUCGAAAGUUAUUACACACUGAGCCUCGAUAAAAAACCAACCAAGAGCGCCCGGCUUACAUUUGUGAAUGAGACAGAUAGGUCGGCUGCGUAUGCAAGAUUGAAAUUUCUGUUAGAAUGUGCGAUACUGGAAUCAGUCGAAGCUUAUCAUUGUCCAGAUGUAUGGUGGUAUUUGUCCUUAAUUUACGAAAAGUAUCAAGAUGAUGAAUAUAAAAGUUCCCUAUUAAAGUGCGUCAAAUAUCAAGAAUUGAACCCUAUACGGUCCCUAAGAUAUUGUAACUACUAA
Molecule: messenger RNA, 2460 nt
Organism: Saccharomyces kudriavzevii IFO 1802
Lineage: Eukaryota; Fungi; Ascomycota; Saccharomycetes; Saccharomycetales; Saccharomycetaceae
Gene: YPP1
Product: Ypp1p
Exons: 1
Coding region: 1-2460 (819 amino acids)
Molecular function (GO): protein binding
Source: RefSeq, a predicted model, not a curated record